GGCAAAAGCUGAACGUGAGUGUACCUAGCUUGAAACUAAAUCUGUCUGACCGCCGAAUAUCCAUGAUUGUGGAAUUUCUUCAGAACAUUCCACUUCCUCACUCCCCCAAUGAUGAAAUGGAUUCCUCUUCCUUUAGAGAAGUUCAACUGUGCAGUCAUACUCUCAGGGACCCUACGGGCACAGAUUUGAAAGAAGUCUGGAAGAGGCUUCAUCGAAAAUCGAAGCCCAAAUUACUCACUUCUCCUCAAGCUGAGUCUCAGAGACCAAGCGGGGUCCUUGAACGUUCUUUUUCCGAUCAAUCAGACGAGGAAGAAGCAUUUAGCGCGGCAGAACACUGGGCCCGAGUAAUCGACCUGCCUGGUUUCGAAGAUAAUGUUUCUGCCAGUAAUUAUAUUCGUAUCCUCUUCAGACUAGUUGCAGGCGAAGUGUCCAUCCACCUUGCGCGGUCUAGUGAUCAUACAGAUAAGCCUUAUCUCAUGCUCAGGGCCGAAAAGUUAUGCGUAGAUGCUGCCCACAUGGAGUACGGUCCAGCACUACAGGCCUCCUUACAUAGGAUACGCCUGGUGGACAAGCUGCAUAAAGGCUCUUCUGGAGAAUAUCUGGAACUUAUUAGUUCAGAAAACGCAGCAGACAUGAUAACUGUUCUCUACAGAAAGGUACAGGCUAAUUGCCCCGAGUUCAAGAGUCAUUUUCAUCAAGUGGAGCAUUCUUUAGUGUUGGACGUCAGCGCUCUUUCAGUGGCUUUUCAUCGCGAAGCUUUUGUAACGUUGGCGAGAUUUCUUCAGUACGUCGCUGCUAAGUUGAAGCCAAAAUCCUCCAGCUUCCGUCUUGCUGGCGUGCCCAACCCCACGGAUCUGGUCAUCACCGAUUCCUCCGAUCCACCAGUGCCACCAGGAGCCACAAAAUUCAGCAUCUCCGCCAGAAUGAAUGCUCUUCGCGUCCGUCUCUGUGACACAGACUUAGAACUGGCAGAACUUCGAGUGAUGGGACUGGAAACGGAUUAUGUAUUGAAGGCGAACGAGAAGUCCGUUCUUCGCGUCGACCUGAAAGAACUCAGUAUGGAAGAUCUCAUGGAAGAUACUCUCUACAGAAAGAUAUUAUCAACAGAAGGCGAUAAAGUUUUUGACAUUAAGUGGGUUCGUCGGAGUCCUCAUCAUAAGGAGGUGAUGGAAGGUCGGAAGACGAAUUCUCUACCCGUGCGUGUGGAUGGAAGUUUGAAUCUGCGUUUCGGAAGAAUUGCCAUUGUUCUACUGCAUAGUUUCGCUAACGAGCUGCACAGAUUUCUGGAGCCUUUCUUGAAUCCUGAUACUACUACGUUCGUCAAGAAGUCUACCGAAGAAAAACUUAUAAAUAAGGUGUCCGAACUUCAACAGAGUGGCCUCCGCUACCAAGUAUCCGUCGAAAUUCAGGCUCCAACGGUUCUGUUCCCUCAAAAGGCAACUUCUCCCAAUGCACUCAUUCUUCAGUUAGGGGAACUGAGCGUCGAAAACUUCUUCCAAGAAGAGCAAGAUUACUGCAUGGAUAAUCUUUUAGUACGGCUGCAUGCUCUCCAGCUAGCCAGGGCCGUGAUCCUUCUGGAUAGCCGAAUGGAAAUUCGAGAACCCAUACUAGAGCCACUGAAACUGCGGUUGGAUAUCAAAAGAGCUCUUAAACCAUAUCCCAAAGACGGCUUGUUAUAUCAAGUAAACGGAAGCAUGGAUCUCAUUAAAGUGAAUAUUGGACAGAGAGACCUCAGUUCCAUGAUCGCUAUCUACCAAGAUAAUUAUUCCCAGCUCCAAUUCUUGGACAACCAUAAAACAGAUGUCUCACCGGAUACAGAGAGUGGGCCAGAAGAGUCCGUUCGUAAAUUAGAAGUUUUUCUCUUUGCAUCUACAGACGUACGCAGGGAAAGCUCUUUUGCUUUCAUCAUGGAAGGGCUAACGCUGACGCUUUACACCGAUGCUGAAGAUCUGAUGGCGCUGCCGUCGCGCCAGAUGUUUAAUUCCAUUCAAGUAGUGUUCGGAAUCCAGGAUCAGGCUUUAACAUCUUUUACUUUGGAUGAAGCGAGUUUUUCACUGGAAACUACGAACGAUAAGACCUUAGAACUGAAGUGCUCGUGCCAGGCAGCCACACUUAUUGACAUUCGAGCACCGAAGAACUCUUCCCUCAGAAAGAUAUUCCAGUCCUACAGCGGUGACUUUGGCGGCACGACGGGUGUGGCAGGCAUCAGCCUCAGCAUGCCACCGAUGGUGGAUCUUACUUAUCGACGCACCGCUGGCGGCGAUUCGUCAGUGAAUGCAGUAGUGGAGAAGAUUCGCCUCAAUGUGUCAGUUUCGUACCUACUGGGUGUCCUAAAAUUUGUGUCAGACGCUCUUCCCGGCAGCCGAUUGCCCAGUUCUAGUGCCUUCUUAGAUGGAGAGGACGGCCGCAGACGACUUCCAUCCGAUUGUACUAGUGGAUACCACUCCACCAUCAGCUCCGACGAAAUGAGAGCAAUGUCCGUGUCCGUUGUCUUCCGCAAACCUGAAGUCGUCCUCUUUGCCCAGCCGGACACCCCGGAUACAGCUGUGCUAGUUCUUAAGAUGGAUGUGAUGUUGGACUACAAUUUUAACUUAGGUCAAGGUAACUUCAUGCUGUCAGUCGCUGGUCUACACGUACUGUCUUGUGUGUAUGGCAGAAGGAAACAUACCAUGGUCACGGUUCUGCACCCUUGUGAGCUGGAACUGAAUCGUCAACUGAUCUUGGCGGAUGAAGAAGUGAAGAUGUCCUUCAAUCUGACCAGUGUCCAGUUGUGUUUAAGUGCACCUGUUGUCCAGACGGUUCUUCAAGUUUCAAGGCAACUGCUCAAGAGCAUUCAGGAAGACGAAGACAAACGGAGCUACCGUCAAGAGAAAGAAAAACAAGCAGCUCGAGACAUGUGGUGUCCCACUUCGAUAUUUCCCGAAAUGUGGAAAGAACCAGAAUGCACGUGCGGCUACAAUCGCCCGCCUUUUAUUCUUCCGAAGUAUGCGGAGAGGCUCGUUUUCAGCAUUCCAGAAAUAACAGUAUGGUGUGAAAUAACCGGAGUGAUGAAAAAUGUUCCAGUCAUCUAUGCUAAGGGUGCCUUCGAAGCCGAAUUCAAGAACUGGUCGACACAGAUGAACGCGAACGGAGAAAUUCGAAUGGAAGUGAUGUAUUACAAUGAGAAAGUGUCUACUUGGGAACCUUUCAUCGAACACGUAAUGGUGAGGGAAGGUGAAUAUAGACCCCUAGAAGUGAUGUUCAAAAUGUUUCGAGACCGUGCUCAUCCCAUGGUUUGCACCGGGAGCGACGAAGUGGAGUGCAACACACAUCCCGUUACCAUGACUGACGCACCGUCCGUCUCCUCAUACUCUUCGUUAUCUUCUUCUGGUAACGAAACUGAAGAAGAGGAUGUGAUUACCACCACAGUGAUCAGGCGGAGGGUACCAGUCCGUACAAAAAGACUCUCCUCCAUAGCUAAAUCGAGAGAUUCUUCAAGCUUCGUGGCAUAUCCAGGAGAUUCGGACAGUGAGAAUGAAGAUGGAGUUCUUGAAAAAAUCGCUUCCACCUUCGACCACUUAUUCUCGGAGGACGAGGAAGGGGCAUCAGACGAUCCUCCAUCGGAUUCUGAAGGCAUUGCGGAUUUGGAUGUUCAUUCCGAUUCGGGCGAGACAGAGACGGCCGAUAAUGAAGAUGUUUUUGACGAUGCGGCACCUGUGUUCUCCAGCCCUCACCGUCACCACGAGCAUAGAACUGUGGAUCCAAUUGUGGAAACGGCGAUUUAUUUGACAGUGGACUGCAGAGACACCAUCAAUCUUAACGUCACUCCUGCUAUCAUCUCAGUGCUGCAAGAAGUGCUCCAAGAAUUUACGUCUGCGGAUAUGAAGCUGCCUUCCGCCGUCUGCUCCGAGGAGCACAAAGAACUACUCCUGAGGAAUUCGUUAGGUCCAGAAACCACACUUCAAAUCCUGCAGGAGGAGGGUGGAUCUUUCCGCGUGGCUGAAGAGACAAAAGGGUGGGCGCCCAAGGCCUCUGCACCGGACCCAGACCUCGUGACGCCCCUUGUCGAUAUCAGUCCCGCAGACUCGGAUUCCGAAAUGGCAGGCGACGAAAACGACGGCUUCUUCAUGAGCGGUUUUCCAGCCCCAUCCGCUGCUAAAAAACCACUGCCUUCGGAUGCUUUGUACGAGGAGAAGUCAAUAACUCAACUGUACGAGGCAUCUACGCAAGAAAAGAUUGUAAUUGACAUGGAAGGUUUUGACAAAAUGGCCUGUCUACUCCCUCAACGAUCGGCUACUAUAAUUUAUGCACUACAGCCGGUGAAGAACAAAACUCGGUAUUUUGUAUUGGUGAGCACUGAAAUACAGCAUGGACAACGGAUUGUGACUGUCCGUUCUCCACUCAAGAUUGAGAACCAUCUGGGCCGCCCUGUUCAGGUACUGUGUGAAAAGGCUGUCUUAGAAUCGGCGGGAGCCAGUGCAGAAAAUUACUCCAAAAAUCCGUUCCAGGACAAAUUUGUCCGUUUAACAACUCUGAACCCGGGGCAAAUAUACGAUCUGCCAUUGUUGGUGGCGUAUCAUUGCAAAUUGUAUCUGAAGCCCCUUCCAACCGAAACUGAUCAUCAAGAGUAUAGCUUGAGCAGUGAGGGUAUUUGGUGGAAAGACAUGACAGUACCCCAGAAAAGCAGCAAAUUUCUGGAGUGUCGAGCAGUCAACAACACAGGAAGUGUUUCCACUACAAAGGUUGUGUGCGAAGAGAAUCGAGAUCUCAAAACUCCAUCUGUUGGCACAAAACUUGUACCCAAUUUCUGCUUGCUCCUCUACCCACCCGUCGUGUUCCACAACUUACUGCCCCUUGCACUCGACGUGCACAUUAAGAGCAAAGAUCAAUUGAUGCGAUUGCAGGAAGGAGAAAGUGCUGUGUUCUUUGACUUCGAUUAUCGCCACCCUCACGAUGUUCUUGUAGAGGUGGGCCAAUAUGUUGGUCUUCAAUGGCACGGUAAAAUGACGAUUAGUGGUGAUACCGAAGAACACCACCCGAUCAGUAUGAAUCCCGAGACGGACACAGGUGGUGGAAACAGACAUCUCGCUCUUCAUGUGCACGUGACUCGAGAUCGUAGUCUGGAUCUUUACAUCUUCGCUCCUUACUGGAUCAUCAACAAAACAGGACUGCCUCUACAAUUCAGGGGUGCCAUGUCCGAUGCCGUUUACGAAGCAGCCUGCACCGCUGAUCCUCUGUUGUUUCGCUUCAAGAAGCAUCGCAAGAAAAAGGCUAAACUUCGAGUGUACAGUUCACAGUGGUCUCGGUCAUUUUCUUUGGACACUGUAGGCAACUGCGGUGUAGUCAUCUGCUCGGACAAAGAAAGAAACAAGAAAUAUCACUUUUUUGUGAGUGUCCAAAUGUCGAAGAUGCUACUGACAAGAGUCGUUGUUAUCAAACCCUUCUUCUUGGUCGUCAAUAACACUGACAAUCACUUGCGUUUCAUGGAAAAGAAUGAAGCGACCGAUCUGUGGUUCGACAUCGCACCCGAUAAGUCUCUUCCUUUCUGGCCGGACACUGACUCGAUGAAGAUGUUCGUCAAACUUCGAGACAGCAAAACAGUUUCUCAGCAUUUCCCAGUGGACAUCUCGCAUGUUACUGUUCUAAGGAUGGAACAUGGGAGCGCGCUUACAGUGGAAGUGAAAUCCGAAGAAGAUGCACCAACGACAAUCUCAUUCCAGCAGUAUGUACCAGGUGAUGCUCCAGUUCGAGUCGACAACUGCUGCGAAGACCUUUUCCUCAAAAUACACCAAAAGUCUCAGAGCCCAGUGACUCUACUUAAUCCCUACCAGUCCGUCUUGUACACGUGGGACGAUCCGAGCCAGGAACGAACCCUUAUCUGGAACCUCUACAACAGAAAAAAAGUCGGAUUUCCUGCACGUAUUUCACGAGAUGGUUACGGUUUUGAGAAAGUCUCCUUCCAUUCGCUCAGAAAAACAUUACAGCAGCAGCCUUCUGUGAGGACGUCUUCCAUGGACGAGAGUAGCAGCUCUGACGACGAUAGCGAGUCCGAAGACGGUUUACUACCGAAGAAAACAAGAAAAGAUAAAGUGGUCGUCCACUGGGUAUCUUACGUGGAAAAGGAACAGCGUGUCUUGCUCUUCACUCAGGAUGACAGAAUUGCCAGAAUAGCAAGAAAGAGUGUAGACGGAGAACGUGCAUCCAUGGAAUUCUUCUUGUCGCUACGUGGAGUUGGUGUAUCUCUCAUUAAUGAUGCUUAUCGCGAAGUGGCCUACGCUAGUUUGACAUCCUGUCCAGCAAUCUGGGAAAUCGAGAUUAACCACUCGUGGAAGCUUCUGACACUGGAGCUGUCGGCUUGGCUUGAAGAUAAGUGGUCAGCUGACCAGCAUAAAGCACAACUCAAGGAGUAUCUUCAGGUGGAUCUAAGCAAAAUGCAGAUGAUGAAGCCAUUCUUUGGUCAGCUCAGACGCUUCUACAGUCCAGCCUUUUGGUGCCAAAUCCGAAAAUCGCGCAAUCAAACUUAUGCUCAUCUCAGAAUCCAUAGAUUCCAGGUGGACAAUCAACUUCCAGACGCCAUUUUCCCCACAGUUCUCUACCCUGGUACUACGCCCCAGUAUGUAGUGCGAAGAAGUGGACCCAAGCCUUUCUUCGAAACUGCCCUUCUUCUGCACUCCUCGCGUUCCAACAAGACCCUCAAAUUUUGGAAAGUAUUAAUUCAAGAAAUGCAUUUGUGUCUGGACAAAGGCUUCUUAGUUUCCCUGCAAGACAUGUGCGGCUAUUUCAGCCAAUCAUCUGAUGAG
Molecule: messenger RNA, 6779 nt
Organism: Stegodyphus dumicola
Lineage: Eukaryota; Metazoa; Arthropoda; Arachnida; Araneae; Eresidae
Product: intermembrane lipid transfer protein VPS13A-like
Biological process (GO): protein retention in Golgi apparatus; protein targeting to vacuole
Source: RefSeq, a predicted model, not a curated record